CUUACAUAUUUCGAUUAAGUAAUCACAAUAAAUUUAAUAAAAUGGUUAUUUCAGGAACAUAUACAGAAGCGCUUGAUUGUUUGAUACUUCUUGAAAGAACUGAAACUGCUUUUUCGCAGAAUUCGGAAGAUGAUGAAGAAAAAAUGAAGAAAGCGAAGGCAGUUUAUCGACAAAAAAGGUUUAAAAAAGAUAUAGAAGAAAUAAAACAUUUGCUUAAUGAAGUUCCUGCGAUUACAAAAAACUCUUGCAACCAGUCAGACCAAUCACCUACUAUGGAGACCUACUGUAUGGAAUCACCUACUACACCUACUAUGUUGCUUGAUACGCGAUUACCUGUCAUAUCUGAAAACGAUUUAAUGGACUACACAAACGACAAAGAACUGAACCCGCUUAACAUCAAUAUAAAUAUAAUUUGGUCAAAAUUGUUAAUGCUGGAAAGUGAAUCAAGAAAAAUUAAUAAAAAAUUAGAUUUAAUAUCGAUAAAAUUUGAAAGUUUACUACAUGAUACUAAAAUCAAAUGA
Messenger RNA from Linepithema humile (Argentine ant), 521 nucleotides. Lineage: Eukaryota; Metazoa; Arthropoda; Insecta; Hymenoptera; Formicidae. The record is from RefSeq and is a predicted model, not a curated record.